AUGACUUCUCUUGCCGAAGCUACAUGUUCUGAUCCAGACCGUCCUAUGGCUGGGUUGAGUGCGUUUGCUGAUCAUGCAGUUGCCUCUGGGUGUCAUCAAGUUUGGAGGAGAGGAUGUUGUUGUGCUCCUGCAUUCUCGCCAUUUCCCUUUGCAGGGUUUCCACGCGGGCUUGCAGAGUAUUUGGCCAAACAGGCGUCUCUGUCCGCGGUGUGUGAAGCAGGGGAGCAGGGCUUGGCUCGCCACCGAUGCCGAGGAUGGGGCCAUCGGCAAGGAGGGACGAAGAUGGAUUCAUUUUUUGGUCUCAGAGUUUUUGAUAUAUGGAAGAAAGGUGAGCAAAAGUCCGAAGUAUACGCGUCAGAAGACCAAAGGAAGUUGAAGACCGGAAGUUGCAUUAAUUAUUGGAACCUCACUCUUAAACUUCAUCAAAAACUUCAUCACAUUCACAACAGCAAAUUAGAAAAUAGAGGUAAGGACACACGCACCAAUUUUACAGAUCAUUUGUACAAGGCCUUGUCCGAUAAGGGGAUCUACACCUUCAUUGAUCGUGAGAUUAUAGGAGGAGAAAAAAUCUCACCAGCACUUCUCAAAGCAAUUGAAGAGUCACGGAUUUCUCUCAUUGUAUUCUCUGAAAACUACGCAUCCUCAAGCUGGUGCUUGGAAGAACUCGUUGAGAUCCUUCGAUGCAAAACAUCAAAGAAACAAAUAGUUUGGCCCAUUUUUUACAAAGUGGAUCCGUCGCAUGUACGAAACCAAACAAAUAGUUUUGGUGAUGCAUUUGCUGACAUUAGCUGCAGAUUUAAGGAUAGUACGGAGAAGAUGCAAAGAUGGAGAAGCGCUCUUAGACAAGCAGCAAGUUUGAAAGGAUAUACUUGCAAGGCGGGAGAGUCUGAAGCUACAUUUAUCAACCACAUCGUUGAAGAGAUCUUAGUUGUAGUAUUGAAACGCACAUUUUGGAAUGUGGCCAAGUACCCAGUUGGAAUUCAGUCUCAAGUACAAGAUGUGGAAAUGCUUUUGGAUGUUGGUGGGAAUGGUCGCUUCAUGGUUGGGAUAUGGGGGGCAUCUGGAAUAGGCAAGACAACAAUUGCAAAAGCUAUAUGGAAUGAAAUUGCCCAUAAGUUUGAAGGAAGUUGUUUCUUGCCAAAUGUUAGAGAAAAUUCAAUGCCACAAUAUGGAGGCUUAAUCCAACAACAGGAGACUCUCCUUCAAGAGAUUCUUGGAGGUAAAAAGUUGAAAAUUGCCAGUGCUGAUAAAGGUAUCUCUAUUAUACAUAAACUAUUGAGGCAUAAAAAGAUUCUCUUAAUUCUUGAUGAUGUGAAUCAGUUGGAGCAAUUAGACAACUUGGCUGGAGUUGGUUGGUUUGGUGAGGGUAGUAGAGUCAUCAUAACUACACAAGAUAGCGGAUUGCUAAAAUGUCAUGGAAUUGAGCUGAUAUACGAGGUCCAAAAGUUAUUUGACUACCAAGCUCUUGAACUUUUCAGUUUGAAUGUCUUCGGAAUUAAUGAACCUCCAAAUGAUUAUUUGGAACUCGCACAACGAGCAAUAGCCUAUGCUCAAGGCCUUCCACUAGCUAUAACACUUUUAGGUUCCCAUCUUCGUAAUAAAGGUAUACAUCGUUGGCAAGCUAUAUUAGAUGGUUACGAAGGAGAACCUUAUUUAGGUAUUCAGAAAAUACUUCGAAAAAGUUAUGAUGCAUUGGAAAAUUCAAUGCAACAAGUUUUUCUUGACAUUGCAUGCUUCUUCAAGGGUGAAGAUAAGGACUAUGUGAUACAAGUACUAAGAAGUUGUAAGCAGAAGGUCUCCCAAGAUUGUAUAGAAGUACUCAUUGAGAAGGCAAUCAUAACUAUUGAAUGUAAUAGGAUUUGGAUGCAUGACUUGCUAGAAAAAAUGGGAAAGGAUAUAGUUCACGAAGAGUGCCCCAUUGAGCCUGGCAAGCGUAGUAGAUUAUGGUUUCAUGAGGAUGUCUACCAUGUUCUAACUGAAAAUACAGGCACAGGAAAAAUUAAAGGCAUCAUGGUGGAGUUUCCCAAGCCAAAUGUGAUAACAUUGAAUGCACCAAGCUUCUCUGGGAUGGACAAUCUUGAAAUUUUCAUAAAUCGUGAUGCAAUUCUAUCUGGACACAUUAAAUAUCUACCCAACGAGUUGAGGUUCCUUGAUUGGGGUCGAUGCCAAUUGCAUUCUUUGCCAUCCAAGUUUUGUGCAAUGCAUCUUGCUGUGUUCAAUAUGCCUUGUGGUAGUAUCAGAAAGUUGGAAAAUUUUAAGUAUAUGCCAAAGCUGACAUCUUUGAAUUUGAGUGGUUGUCAAUUCUUAAAAAAAAUCCCUGACUUAUCCGGAAUCCCAAAUGUAAAGUGGCUGAAUCUAAGUAAGUGUACAAGUUUGGUUGAGGUUGAUGAUUCUGUUGGACUCCUUGAUAAACUCGUUGAAUUGAAUCUUGAUGGAUGCUUUAAGCUUACAAGGUUUGCAACAACACUUAGAUUGAAAUCCCUGGAAAGGCUUUGUCUACGUAAUUGUGGAAGGCUUGAGAGCUUCCCAGAAAUAGAGGACAAGUUGGAAUCCCUGGUGAUUUUGAAUAUCGGAGAAAGUGGCAUAAGAGGAUUGCCAUCAUCAGUUGCAUAUCUUGCUGGGAUUACAUAUAUGAGUGCUGGUUAUUGUGACAACCUUACAUUUACGUCAUUGCGUAGGAUAUAUGGAUUGCAACGUCUCACUACACUUGGCGAUAAGGUGAACUCUGACUCAAACAUCUCAUUAGCGCUUCCCAAGCUAGUUUUCUUUAAUCUCCAAGGAUGCAAUUUAUCAGAAAGUAACUUCGUCCUGCCUCUUGACUGCUGGCUCACGUUUACAUUUCUUGAUCUAUCGGGAAACAAUGUUUUCAGAGGUCCGGGAUGCAUUAGUAAAUUUGCCAACUUAUGGUUUCUUAGAUUAAAUGGUUACAAGGGGCUUCAGGAAAUUCCAGAAUUGCUUCGACCAAGUGUAGAUCGGGUACUCUUGCCUAAUUGCACAUCAUUGGAAAAAUUUCCAAAACUUCCCCAGGGGGUUCGGUGGCUGGAUUUGGUCAAUUGUCAUAGACUAGGUGCCUAUGAGAUCACAGAAAAUAUUCUUCUGAAUAAGGUUUCUGUCUCUUCUCUCUCUCUCUUCCUCUAUAUUAUUGUUGAAGUUUUCAGACUAUGAUCUGAUUAGGUUUUGGAUUAUUGAUGAAGGAGCUCAGAAAUUAAUGAAAGGGGAAAGAACACAGAGAAAUUAGAGAGAACAAUCGCAGCAAGAAUGAGUC
Molecule: messenger RNA, 3265 nt
Organism: Prunus avium (sweet cherry)
Lineage: Eukaryota; Viridiplantae; Streptophyta; Magnoliopsida; Rosales; Rosaceae
Source: RefSeq, a predicted model, not a curated record